Messenger RNA from Panicum hallii, 3542 nucleotides. Its product is annotated as ATP-dependent RNA helicase SUV3L, mitochondrial. The coding region runs from base 134 to 2311 and encodes 725 amino acids. Gene Ontology annotation, molecular function: RNA helicase activity; hydrolase activity, acting on acid anhydrides; ATP binding. Gene Ontology annotation, cellular component: mitochondrial degradosome. NCBI's taxonomy places the organism in Eukaryota, Viridiplantae, Streptophyta, Magnoliopsida, Poales, Poaceae. The record is from RefSeq and is a predicted model, not a curated record. The transcript is spliced from 2 exons. Gene Ontology annotation, biological process: mitochondrial RNA 3'-end processing; RNA catabolic process.
GCCUGCUCUCGUCCCUCCGUUUCAGAGCACCAGCCCACCACGGCCCACCAGGCCCGCCACUCGCGCGCCGCCUCUCCCUUUCCCUUCUUCCUCCGCCGCGCCGCCAUGUCGCCGGCCUAACCAAACCAACCCAAUGGCCGCCGCCGUCGCCGCGGCGCUACUCCGCCGCUCCACCACCUCCCCGCACCGCCGACUCAUCCUCCCGCUCCUCUCCCACCUCCACCACCCCUCGCCGCAACCCCCGUUCCCAUGGCUCCCGCCCCAGCAUCGCUUCUUCUCUUCCGCCGACACGGCCGGUGAUCCCAACCCGAAACCGCCGCCCCUUGACCCUAAGAAGCUAUGGAGCGAGCUCUCCGCCUGGGACCCCGACGCCGGCUCAUCCCGCCUCCCGAAGGCCACGUGGGACGCCGUGGUGGCCCUCGUCCGCGGCUUCGCCAAGAGCCCGGCCAUGUGCGACCAGGCGCUCGCACUCUACGUCCCCUCCUCCACCUUCCCAACCUACGUCCGCCAAUUCCGCGCGUUCCUCCUCCCGCGCCUCUCCCGGGACUCAGCGGCGCAUCUCCUCUCCCUCCCUGCCGAGGAAGCGCACGCGCUCCUCCUCCCGGCCUUCGCCGAGUUCUGCAUCGCCAACUUCGCGGACGAGCUGAAGCAGCACAGGUCGGUGAUGACCGCAGCCGACCUCACGGCGCCGCACACCUGGUACCCCUUCGCGCGCGCCAUGCGCCGCCGGAUCGUGUACCACUGCGGCCCCACCAACAGCGGCAAGACGCACAACGCACUCACCCGCUUCGCCGCCGCCAAGUCCGGGGUCUACUGCAGCCCGCUCCGGCUCCUCGCCAUGGAGGUCUUCGACAAGGUCAAUGCCCUCGGUGUCUACUGCACCCUCCGCACCGGCCAGGAGGUCAAGGAAGUGCCUUUCGCCAACCAUGUCGCCUGUACUAUUGAGAUGGUGUCCACCGAGGAGCUCUACGAAGUCGCCGUGGUUGAUGAGAUACAGAUGAUGGCCGACCCUAUCAGGGGCUUUGCAUGGACACGCGCUGUGCUUGGGCUCAAGGCAGAUGAGAUACACCUCUGCGGUGACCCUAGCGUGCUCAAGAUUGUCCAGAAGAUUUGUGCAGACACUGGAGAUGAUUUGCAGGUGCAUCAGUAUCAGCGAUUCAAGCCGCUUGUUGUUGAGGCAAAGACACUUCUUGGGGACCUCAAGAAUGUUCGCUCUGGUGAUUGCGUUGUUGCUUUCUCUCGAAGGGAGAUAUUUGAGGUGAAGCUGGCAAUUGAGAAGUUUACAAAGCAUAAGUGUUGUGUUAUUUAUGGUGCUCUACCACCAGAGACACGACGACAACAAGCAAAGCUGUUCAAUGAGCAGGAUAAUGAGUAUGAUGUGCUUGUAGCAAGUGACGCAGUCGGUAUGGGGCUGAACCUUAACAUUAGGAGGGUUGUAUUCUAUAGCUUGGCCAAAUACAAUGGGGACAGGAUGGUACCAGUUCCUGCCUCGCAGGUAAAGCAGAUUGCUGGUCGUGCUGGUCGGAGGGGCAGUGUUUACCCAGACGGACUCACAACAACUUUCUUGAAGGACGAUUUGGAUUAUUUGAUCCAGUGCCUGCAGCAGCCGUUUGAGGAGGCACAGAAAGUUGGUCUUUUUCCUUGCUUUGAGCAAGUGGAAAUGUUUGCCAGCCAGUUCCCAGACCUUACUUUCAAUGACCUGUUGGAUAAAUUUCGUGAUAAUUGCCGCAUUGAUAAGACAUAUUUUAUGUGCCAGCAGGACAGUAUCAAGAAGGUUGCUAAUAUGCUUGAGAGGGUCCAGGGGCUAUCCCUCAAGGAUCGCUACAAUUUUAUUUUUGCUCCAGUUAAUAUAAGGGAUCCAAAAGCCAUGUACCAUCUUCUAAGAUAUGCCACUCACUAUAGCCAAAGCCGUCGUGUUAGCAUUGCAAUGGGAGUGCCAAGGGAUUCUGCAAGAAAUGACACUGAGCUUCUGGACCUUGAGACAAAGCACCAGGUUCUAUCAAUUUAUUUGUGGCUCUCACACCAUUUUGAGGAAGAUAAGUUUCCUCAGGUGCAGCAAGCUGAGCAAAUGGCAAUAAGUAUUGCUGAUUUACUUGGAAAAUCACUUGCAAAAGCAUGCUGGAAGCCUGAAUCAAGACAACAACCUAGGCAGCAACGAGAAAGCAACAAUGAGUGCAAUGAGGAACAGGCAUCAAAUGACAGUGCUGAAAAUAUUUCUAAAGAUGGUUAUGAACGGCCAAGGGCACUUGCUAAAACAAUCGUGAGAUAUUCUGGAUUUUGUUCUUUGCCUCCCCUUGAUUGGAGAAUCUGAAAUAUGAACUAUCAAGUAGUAUCUCAUAGUUUUGAUCUGGUGUGUUCUUAGCCAACUUUCCUGUUCCCCAUCCUGAUUUAUCUCUGGAAAUUGUUCUUUGAUUUACAAUAUGUUCAGAGCUUGUUCUUUGUAUGAUCCUUGCUUGUGAGGUUGCUAGUGCUCCCAGUCCCAGAAAACAAGCACUUAUAAUAAAUUUGUGUCCAUCCUUAGAUAAACGAGUUUGCCUGAUGCCCUGAAGUAUAAUUGUUGCUGAUGAAUUGAUCAUGAGUUUAUUAUGGUAAAAUGCUUAUUUCUGAGUGCACUGAUUUUGUAAACAUUUUGUGGGCCUGUGAAAUAAUCGCUCCAUGAACUACUCGGAGAAGUACAUAUCUCGCUGUCACUACAAAAUCACCAGAACGAGUAACAAUUUCAUGAACCUGUAACUUAUGGUGUCUUUAGAUUUGUUUGGAUGGUCAUGAAGUAAUGACAACUGCAUAUUGUGUGACAUCAAUGGGGCAUGUCAAUGCUGAAAACAGGUUCAGCGGACGAGUUCAAACUGAAAAUAUUAUGCCCGUGCACUGUUGGCAAGCUUCAAGUUGCUAUUGCGUUAAGCCGCUAACCGCAAGAUGUGCUUAGUGUUAUUUUUUACUCUGUUGAUUGGAGCUAAUUGAGAUGUUACCAUUCAGGGAGAAGUUGCUCACAACCAGAAAAUAUUUGUCACAUAUCCAUGAUGCAUCUGGUUGAAAAAUCUUUUGAGAAGCUGUUACUUUGGUAAACAUUAAUUGCUCAUGGUUUGUAAAUUCCAUCAGUAAAGUAGCAUUAACUUUUCAGUUAACUGGUGAACUUAUAUGGUAAUAUCAUUUUCAUGUCUGGAACUCAGUGAUUUUUGUACAAGCAUCAUGCUCUUAUGCAAUUUUUGUUAGGUUAAACAAAUUGUAGUACGCCAAAUUCCCUAUCCUAUAUACACUUGACUCUUUUCAGUGUGCACCAAGCAAUGAAACAGCCAACAUUUAAUAGACCGGGUUAUGUUUUUUAUAUAUUAAUGAAACCGCCAACAUUUAAUAAACCGGGUUGUGACGACUAAUCUCACAAAAAUUUCCUGGUCAUUUCCCAAAAGGAUAACCUUCAUUACCAUUCCCCAUGAUCAUUGGUUUGAGUGAAAUACUUCCCAGAUUAGAGGGAGGUGCCUCAGAAUUUUGUUGCACCAGUUGAGGAGUUUUCCCCCAUAUGUUUUCAUUGGGAUAUCUCAGUU